Colletotrichum phormii is the source of this 819-nucleotide messenger RNA. Its product is annotated as bromodomain associated domain-containing protein. Lineage: Eukaryota; Fungi; Ascomycota; Sordariomycetes; Glomerellales; Glomerellaceae. Gene Ontology annotation, molecular function: protein heterodimerization activity. Bases 1 to 819 code for a protein of 272 amino acids. The record is from RefSeq and is a predicted model, not a curated record. The transcript has 2 exons.
AUGACACCCCCACCAGUCCUCUUCCACGCCCUCCUCCGCCCCGCGGUCCUCCAGAUCCUGCGCGCGACAGGGUACCACGCCGCGCGGCCCGUCGUUCUCGACGCCGUCACGGAGCUCGCGGCGCGCUACAUGUUCGCCCUCUGCCAGGCGACGGCGCGGCACGCGGGCGACAACGACCCGCAAGGUGAGGCUGGCCCAGGCAUCGUGGACGUACGCAUGGCGCUGCAGGAGCUGGGUGCCGUGCCCCCGGACGACAUGCUCGCCGAGGGGAGGGGUGCGAUAUUGGGCGAGAUUCUAGACUCGCUGGACGAGGAAGGUGCAGAGCUUGCGGCUGCGGCUGCGGCUGCGGCUGUGCCGGACGGCGAGGGAGACUUGGCCAUGGCGACGCCGAUGGCGGUUGCUGAGAGGGGACGCGAGAGAGAGAGGAUCGUUGAGGACACGAGAGGCGUGGACGAGUUCAUUAAGUGGUUCUCUGGACCGCGGAACAAGGCCAUUCGCGAGGCGGCGGUUGGUGAUGGGGAGCUGGAGUUGGGCGACUACUUGAACGUCCUGAAGAAGAAGCACAGCAAGACGGGCGAAGACUCCAAAUACCACGGCACGAUCAUCGGCAAGGGCAACGACGUGGGAGAAGUCCAGGUCGAGGGCGGGGACCUCCCGAGCAUCCAUACCUGGCGAUCCAAGAUGCAAGGCCCACCGCCGGGCAGCGCACCGUCGGCGACUUCGCCGCACAUCAAGGAGGAGUCGAGACCGCCGAGCUCGGGGCUCAGCUCCGUGGGCGACAGGCUGGGCGACGAACGCGACAGCAUGGACUUGUCAUAG